AUGCUGCUUCCAGUACGGCACUCAUCAUGCGUGCUAUCCAUCCAGUUCCGCGCACAUAGUCGAUUUGCGACAACCCGAACAAUAACCACCCUCGCCUCCUCCGCGUUCGCCGAAAUCAUUUCCCGGAGCUCAUCAAAACAUCAGAUUUACCAAUCCAUCUCAUCGGACCCGUUUGUCAACCUCUCAAUUGAGCAGUAUUUGCUGCAGAAGACUCCGGAGGACUCCAAUGUUUUGUUUCUAUAUGUCAAUCGGCCUUGUGUCGUGGUCGGUCGCAAUCAGAACCCUUGGCUUGAGACGAAUUUGAAAGCUUUGCAAAAGCACGAUACGGAUAUACCACGAUCUGGAAGCUCGGUGCGUAAUGUGCUCUAUGUGCGACGACAUUCCGGUGGAGGCUCAGUAUUUCACGACGAAGGAAAUCUGAAUUACAGCGUAAUCUGUCCCCGAGAUGUCUUCACCCGUGACCGACACGCGGAGAUGGUGGCACGCGCACUCCAGAAAAUCGGCGCAGUCAAUGCAAUGGUUAACGAACGACACGAUAUCGUCUUGGCUCAACAACCUAAAGAAUUUGCAAAACAGAAGGACGCGACGGGAAUCGAAGACCCGUUUGAAGAAUCUACUCCGCAAGCUUUGAAAGUAUCCGGAUCGGCCUUUAAGCUUACCCGAAAUCGAGCAUUGCACCACGGGACAUGUCUACUCGAUUCUCCGAAUAUAAAUAAUCUAGGCGCUUUUCUCAGAUCCCCAGCUAGACCGUAUAUCCAUGCCAAAGGUGUCAGCAGUGUGCGGUCGCCAGUGGGAAAUGUGUCAGCUGGACUGGUUAGUUCCGCGGAACCGUUUUCGAUGCAGCGCACAAUACUUAGUAUAAUGGAUGAAUUCUCGCGGCUUUAUGGGAGUGGACAUGAAGUCCGGGAUUGCGCAAGUCGGUUGAAUAUGACUAAGAGUGAGUUUAAUGCAGGCGAUGAUUGGGUUGCGGGGGCCGUAGGAGAGGUACAACUCCAUGAAAUACCGGAGAUUCAAAACACGUUUGAGAUGAUGAAGUCAACCGACUUCAAAUUCCUCCAAACACCGGAAUUCACCUUCUCCACCUUUACAACAGAGGAGGAUCCCAGGCUUCGGCCUCCUCUACCAAGUUUCCUACCUCCUUUGACAAGAAUAUCCAUCCGCGCCAAAAAGGGCAUCAUACUAGAAGCAUCCAUAAGCACCUCCAACGACGAAGCCAUAGCUCAAAAACAAGCCCUCCACAGUUCCGAGAUAUUAGCAGACAGAACACUCCACGAAAUAGAUGCUCAAGCAUGGAGACAGAUUAUUGAUUCGAUCGUGGGUAUAGAUUAUGACGGCCAACAACAACAACAACAACCUAUGGAAGAAGUGGUUGAUCAUUUAACGGAAUUUCUUUGUGAGAAGUUUGGUGUAUGA
Messenger RNA from Talaromyces stipitatus ATCC 10500, 1413 nucleotides. RefSeq names its product lipoyltransferase and lipoate-protein ligase, putative. The record is from RefSeq and is a predicted model, not a curated record. The coding region runs from base 1 to 1413 and encodes 470 amino acids. The transcript has 3 exons. Lineage: Eukaryota; Fungi; Ascomycota; Eurotiomycetes; Eurotiales; Trichocomaceae. Gene Ontology annotation, cellular component: mitochondrion; cytoplasm. Gene Ontology annotation, molecular function: lipoyltransferase activity. Gene Ontology annotation, biological process: protein lipoylation.